GUCAUACAUGUCAUCAAUGGAGUCUGUCGCCAUAUCCAGAGAGUGCUUUCAGCAGCAUGAUAAUCCUCCGAAGUAAAUGUGGUGAGGGCGGAUGUGGUGUCAGCAAGAAAGUCCCAGCUCACAGGAUCGACAGAUGCAGUAUGCCAACCUGGGAGAGACAAGCAUGUCAGAGAAAAACCUUAUCUGCAUGUGCCAUUACUUCUCUUGUUCUUUUGGUGGGAUUGCUGAUGUUUGUUGUCAUAUAUCUGACACUCACCUGGCAAGAUAUUGUUGGAGAGAGUUCCACUCAGGAUCAGAGUGACAACAUGUAUAAUGACUGCAGAUCCAAAGCUACAGUUGUGACUGAUGAAGCUUUAAUGCAGAGAUGGGAUUCCUAUUCAAACUUAAGUCAAGCCUGGAGCGAUGCAGAGCGAAAAGCUAGAGAGCCUGCACACAAGUACAUGGAGAAACAUCAUUCGAUUGCCAUUUACAUGUACACAGAUAUUACGUUGCAACCUGUCAACCAAGACUUUGCAGAAAGAAGCCGUAAGCAGUCGAACGAGACGCUUGAGUCCCACUCCCUUUAUUUUUCCCUAACUGAAGCCAUUCAGAUUCUGAAGCACAGUCAAGUGACAUGUCUUCGUACAAGUUACAGAACAGAGACACUUUUGAAUAUGAACAUGUCUAGCAAACAUAUUAGGUUCAGCACCUUCAUAUUAGGUUCUGAUGAGUGGAAUUUAACAAGGAACGCUUCAUGUUUUGAGAUCUACACAUGUUUUGGGGCUGACAUAACACAUUAUUCUGCCUUCAAACAAAACAGCCAGGUGCUGAUUCCUCCCUACGAGGUUUUCAAAGUCACUGACAUCCAGACAGAUACACAGAGAUGUAAAGUCAUCUACAGACUGCAGAGCAACCUGAACUGUGUGUAUGAUAGAGAGAGCAAUACAUUGCACCCAAUAUCCUCAUUACCAUUGGAAGGAUUUUGGCUGAUAUUUGCUAUCACUUGCAUUAUUAUUGUUUCUCUUCUACUACCUUUUGUUAUUGUGAGGGUGUUAGAAUACCAUGAGGAAAUUGCCAUUUAUGGUGCUUCAUUUUUGCACAUCAGCACUUACAGUUCUGCGGGAAAUGUCAUUUAAUUCUAAAUAAAGACAGACCUAUAAGCAGAAGUCAUGUGGCCUGAAUGACAUUUCUGCAUUUUAUAACUUAAUGCACAGGGAAAGAGAAACAUGGUUAAAACAUAAUGGUCUUAACAUAAUGCAUACUUGUAGUGUAUGUAUUUUGGCAAUUUUAAGGAAAUUGAGUUGUUCAUUAUUAACUAAUUUCAUAACUUAAGUGCCGAAAGUUUCAAGCCUGUUGCAACUCACAUAGUAGUAAUGUUGGGUGUGGUCUGAAGAAUACAACACAAAGAGGAGUAUCAGACAUGUAUCAGACAACAUACAUGAAUAUAACAGUAAUUAAUACUGUUUGUUGGAGACAAAAAAAGGCUUUUUGUUCUCUUUUGCUAAACACACUAAACUCCAGACUGCUGGAAGCUCCCUAGCUUCAGCUAAUCAUCAUAAAAGUAAACCCACCAGUGCAUUUAGUAAUAAUGAUCCAUAUGCUGCACUUAAUACUGCAGAAAUGUCACUGUGUAAACUCUGGUAGAAGGUUAGCGUAUCUAAUGAUUUUUGAUUCACCUGAUGAUCUCUUAUUACAAUUUGUCAAAUUUUGACCUUCAUGUAUGAAAUAUUACUAGUAAGAUGUCACAAAAUAUCACUGGUAAGACAAAAAUAUAUUCACUAUACAGGUAUUGUUAUUUAUUGACAGUUACUCGUGUCAGUCAAUGUGAUGCUGUGGAAAAGUCAAAAUCGCACUGUGUGACUGUGUGACUGUGACUUGCACGUCUUUAGGUGUGGAGUUUGAUAGGUUGAUGUCUCUUCAUAGUUCAGAGUUGCUUUUAGCCAUGGACAUGUAAAUAUACUUGGCUUGAAUGAGCAGCUUUUGAAUGGACAGGCAUGUCAGUAUAGUAAUUGGUGAUGCCAAAUUUCAAAUAACUUUGUUGCUCUCAAGCCAAGUCAAGUCAGGUUUAUUUAUAUAGCACCAAAUCAGACUGUUAUCUCAGGGCACACAAAAAGCAGAUCUGAAUGACAGAGACAGAGACAGAGGGAGAGAGGAAAGGGAACACAGCACAAAGCAAAUUCCACAGAGAGAUGUAAGGCUAAUUGUAAUAAUAAUAGUAACGAUAGCCGUGUGUGUUGAGCAGGAUUGUGGGAGCCGUAGGUCACUUGUGAUCCACACUGUACAGCUUCAGAGGCAGAAAUACCAGCAGAAAGUGACAGGAGACAUCUGUUUAACCAAAAAAUGUUAGACCUCUUGAUCAUAAUUAAACUGCCCCAAACAUUCUAGCUGUGACUACAAUAUAACAGGAAGCAUCUCGACAGCUAAAUGAUAUUUUAUCAGAUUUGUCCCACCUGAAUCAUUAUGACAUUUUAAUAUGUCACAAUAGGAAAAACAAUGGCUCAGUUCCAGUCAAGUGUCUCAGUAAGACAUGACAGUGUGACAAUACCAGGACCCUGAAACUUAAGCACAUAAAAGGAAUUCAGCCACAAGCAUUUUUACAGACAGGCAAACAGUAUUUUCAGGACAGUGCUCAACAAUGAUGUGCUGAGGUGGUGGCUGGAUGACUGAGCAGGACAUGGCAUUUUGGAUAGAAAGGCCUGUCAAGUCCAUUGGGCCAGCCGUGGUAUUUUAGCCUAUAAGCAAAUCAAAUGUAGAGAAAAGGACAUGAUAAACCAUCUAGUAUCUGCUCUUCACUUGGGUGAGAGAGAAGGAUUUAAAAGCAGCUUAAUGGUACGUUAGGUAAGAGCUAG
Messenger RNA from Lates calcarifer (barramundi perch), 2828 nucleotides. Its product is annotated as ecto-ADP-ribosyltransferase 5. The transcript has 4 exons. The record is from RefSeq and is a predicted model, not a curated record. NCBI's taxonomy places the organism in Eukaryota, Metazoa, Chordata, Actinopteri, Centropomidae. Bases 57 to 1115 code for a protein of 352 amino acids. Gene Ontology annotation, molecular function: NAD+ poly-ADP-ribosyltransferase activity; NAD+-protein-arginine ADP-ribosyltransferase activity.